AUGCAGCUCAUCGCAGGCAAGUCGUCAUUGGUGGUGCGCUUCGUGGAGGACGCCUUUGUGGACUCGUACUACCCCACGAUUGAGAAUGUGUUUGAAAAGACGGUCAAGUACAAGGGCCAGGAGUACAACUGCGAUAUCGUCGAUACGGCCGGCCAGGACGAGUACUCGAUUUUGAACUCGAAGCAUGCGAUCGGCAUCCACGGCUAUGUGCUCGUGUACUCGAUCGCCUCCCGCGCGAGCUUCGAGAUGAUCCAGACCGUGUACGACAAGAUCCUCAACUAUACCGGCACGUCGACGAUCCCCUGUGUCCUCGUGGGCCAGAAGAGCGACCUGCAUGCACAGCGGUACGUACAGCGCACUCACGCCAGCCAAGUGCCCGAGGCGGAGGGCAAGGCGCUCGCGCAGUCGCUGCACUCCAAGGUGUUCGAGCUGGUGCUCGCUGAGAUCGAGAAGGCGUCCGCGCCCGGCGGCGCGGAGCCGCAGCCGUCGAAGUGCACCAUUAUGUAG
This is a messenger RNA of Malassezia sympodialis ATCC 42132, 507 nucleotides long. RefSeq lists its product as uncharacterized. The coding region runs from base 1 to 507 and encodes 168 amino acids. Gene Ontology annotation, cellular component: membrane. Gene Ontology annotation, biological process: signal transduction. The record is from RefSeq and is a predicted model, not a curated record. The transcript has 2 exons. Gene Ontology annotation, molecular function: GTPase activity; GTP binding. NCBI's taxonomy places the organism in Eukaryota, Fungi, Basidiomycota, Malasseziomycetes, Malasseziales, Malasseziaceae.